Messenger RNA from Brassica rapa (field mustard), 5901 nucleotides. Its product is annotated as peroxidase 41. The record is from RefSeq and is a predicted model, not a curated record. Gene Ontology annotation, molecular function: heme binding; peroxidase activity. Gene Ontology annotation, biological process: response to oxidative stress; hydrogen peroxide catabolic process. NCBI's taxonomy places the organism in Eukaryota, Viridiplantae, Streptophyta, Magnoliopsida, Brassicales, Brassicaceae.
AAUUUUAAUCAUUAUAAAUAAGAAAGUAGCCAACAAAAUAUUUUAAGCCGUGUUCCCUUUUCGUUCCAUAAAGUUUGUUAGUACAUUAACUAAAAUUGAAAAUGCAGCUCACCACAUACAUCAAAAAUGUAUCAUUGGAUAUUUGUAAAUGAUAUGAAAUAGAUCUGAUGGUGUUACAAAUAUUAUGUAGGGAUAAAAAUAUGUAACUCGUAUGAGACCUGUUUGGCUAAUCACUUAGCAGUACAUGUGUGCAUGUAAUUUAGUUCAUGUGAAUUAUUCAGUGCAGCAUGUUUUUUAUAGUAUAAUUAUAUUAGGCGAGUCAUUUAGCAUCUUAUGUUAGCUUCAUUUUUAAUCUUUGGCCUAGUAGGGUAUCGGAUGCUACCGGAGCUUCUAAUAUGACUCCCGACUAUAUUAGAUAAUGUGGUUUUGCUAUUUGGUUCAACGAGUAUUCGAUUACUCGUAGAUGAAUGGUCAUAAAACCUAAAGAUAUCAAUCUGUGUCUCAGUUAGAAGCCUAGGAGUAGGUUGAUAAAUUAAUUGUACCUGAAUUUAUGUAAUUCUACUGUAUAUUUUUCCUUUUGAAUCCAUAACCCAUUCGUAAACUUUUUUCCCAGCUACUUUUUGUUUUUCAUUUCAGAAAAUACAUGGUUUUACUUGUUAAUGCACUUUUACACAUCCAAUCACAAAAUGCAUAAAAAUAAAAAUUGUUGAGGGGAAAUAAUAAUCAUAAACGUAGAUAUAUGGAUGUUUGACAGAAAAUACUAAUAUAAGUUUUUAGUCUUGAUACCCAAUUAUUAAAUAGAUACUGAACUAAAAGACCAUGUAAUAACAUGAUUUUUCUAACUUCAAGUUCAAGUAUAAACACUGUUUAUCACAUGGAAUAUCUUGUUUUUAGAGAUAUAAACUGUGAAUCAAGAGUUACAAAGAAAUCUCACCGACGGCAAAGAAAUUAGCCAAUGGAGAAGUCAUUUAAAACCAAAAUAUUAUACAAUAACGCAUGCAUAUCCCUCCAAAAGACCAACGAGCGAGCCUAUGAUUGAUUGAUAUAUACACAACCCAAAACGGAAACAUACAGCUAUCCUCAAGGUUUUUACACAUCCAAAUCUUUCCUACUAACAUUCACACUUCCCCAUUUACUAUUCAUGUUUGUGUUUAGCCAACGUACGUAGAAGCCCAAUUUAGCAAAGGAAAAAAAACGUACGUAGUAGCCAAACCAUAUUAGAGCAACAUUAACCCUAUUACCCCAAAAGGGGUUCUUAGUGCUUUUUUUAUUAAUUGAUUGUACUUUUUUUCACCUAAGAACUUGAGUUAAGAAACAAUUAUAAAUGUGUCCUCCAAUGGUAGUUUCUUAAUUAGGGGUUCUUAAUUUUUUUUAAAAAUUGAACUGAGAAGAUUGGAUGAAUCGAUCGACAGAGGAAUCAAGGUAGAGAAGGAUCGAGGGACAGAGGAAUCCAGAAAGAUCGAGGGACAGAGAAAUUGUCGGCCUUGGUUGUGGGUUUCGAUCCUUUCUCUGUCACGGAGAACACGAGAAGACAGAGAGACUGGUGGUGGAGGAUCGGUGGUGGGUUCGAUCCUUUCCUCCGAACGGUGGUGGUUUCGAUCGGUGGAGGAUCAGUGGUGGUUUGGAGGAUCGGUGGUGGUUUUGAUCGGUGGUGGUUUUGAUCGGUGGUGGUUUCUAUCGGUGGAGGAUCGGUGGUGGUUUCUAUUGGUGGUGGUGGCGAUGGGUUUCGCCUCUGUCUUUUGAACGGAGAAAACAAGAAGACACAGCGACGAGGGGAAAAAAAAAAGAAAGAGAAGAAAGAAAUAAAUAAAAGAAAAUAGAAAAUAUAACUUAAUCUACGAAGCUGACACGUGGCUCUAACACCCCACAUAUAAUCGAUCACCAAACACCCUAAUUAAGGAUCGGUAACUCCUUUUUUCUUUUGUUCUGAUUUAAUUUUAAUCACCUUUUUGCCUAAGAAACCUAAUAAGGUUCCCCGUUAAUGAUGGUCUUAACUAAUGAUUUAAGAACCUUUAUAAUUACAAUAUACUAUAUAUAGGAAAUCACAAAUAUAGGAAGAAUAAGAGAAAAAAUGCUAACUCCAACCACACGUACGUACAUGGUUCUAUUUUUUCUCGACAACAAUCAAAUAGAGAGGUCUACCUCGUAGACAUCUUAAUUUAAAUUCCAAUCUCCAUAUUUUACGAGAGAAAAAUCGAUAUACGUCUCAUGAAUUCACAAUGUUGACAUCAUGGUUUCUCAACGUUUUCUUCCUCGUCUUAGCCUUUGUCCCGCUCAUAUUAUCGGCACCAGCAACAAGUUUAACGAAAGACUAUUACCAAAAAACAUGUCCCGAUUUCAGUAAAAUCGUUCGUGAAACAGUUACAACAAAGCAAGCUCAACAGCCAACGACAGCUGCUGGAACGCUCCGUGUCUUUUUUCACGAUUGCUUCUUAGAAGGAUGCGAUGCGUCGGUACUAGUCGCUACAAAUUCUUUCAACAAAGCUGAACGCGACGAUGAGCUCAACGAGUCGCUUCCAGGAGACGCGUUUGAUAUCGUGACGCGCAUUAAGACCGCUCUUGAAUUGUCUUGUCCUGGUGUGGUGUCAUGCGCAGACAUCCUGGCUCAGUCCACGCGUGACCUUAUCACAAUUGUUGGUGGACCUUUCUAUGAAGUCAAAUUAGGUCGUAAAGAUGGGUUUGAAUCGAAAGCCCAUAAAGUUCAUGGAAACAUACCAAUAGCAAAUCACACGGUACACGACAUGAUGUCGAUAUUCAAAAAGAAUGGUUUCUCUCUAAAGGAAAUGGUUGCACUUAGCGGCGGGCACACUGUGGGAUUCGCUCACUGCAUAGAAUUCAGCAGCCGGUUAUUUGGACCACGGGCUGAUCCAGAGCUCGAUUCGCGAUACGCAGACCGUCUUAAAGAUCUAUGCAAGGAUCACACGGUAAAUAAGUCGAUGGCGGCAUUUCUCGACCCGAUAACGCCAGGAAAAUUCGAUAAUAUGUACUUCAAGAACUUGAAAAGAGGUCUUGGACUGCUAGCUUCCGACCACGCCUUGUUCAAAGACAAUGGCACGAGACCGUUUGUGGAUUUAUAUGCGGAUAACCAGACGGCUUUCUUCGACGAUUUUGCUCGUGCCAUGGAAAAACUAGGCAUGGUCGGCGUUAAAGGCGAUAACGAUGGAGAAGUGAGACGCAAAUGUGAUCACUUUAACAAACUUGACGUAUAAUUAACAUCAGGCGAUGAUUAAAAGUGAGUUUGGUUUUUGUUUAUAAUGCAUUUUUUGUCAGUAGUAAAUUAUCGUAACAAUUUCCAGAGUGUAAUUUAUAUGUUUUAUUCUCCUAAAUUUUGAAUUAAUGUAUGUUAUAUAAAAUGUAUCAGUUAAUACUUACGGAAGAUAAUUUUUUUUUUUUGAACACUCUUACGGAAGCGAAUAAAACUUUAGUUCUGGACUUAUUUCACCGUAUAACUUUCAAAUUAUCUCAUAAGGUGGUGACAGUGUCACCAUCAAGUUUUGUUGGUCUUGGGCCAAGCUUCGACGAAUAAAACCCAACCCGUUAUAAGCAGUUUUUCUUUUGUUUUUCGAAGAGGGAGGUUUGGUAUAGCUAAAGUGAAAUCGAGAUUGGGAGUCUCAGUCUCUGGUCUUGUGCCUGUGAGGCUUGAAGAAUCCGACAACAAUCGUUCAUAGCUCGGACAUCUUUGAACUUUGAUCCACAUUCUGAUAACAAUUUGGAUUCAAAAAUUAUAUUAAUAAGAGAAUCCCAUUUUGAUCCCAAUGAACUUUUGGUUAAGUUUUUGGAAAUUUGAUACCUUACUGAAUGAAAUGCCUAGACCCGAUGCAUUUGCCUUGAAAUGGACCCGAUCUUCACUGUUAUACACACAUCCCAAUUUUAUUUCAUUUUAAUACAAUGUACAUGAUUUUGUAUUAAACUAACAACAUAAAACAAAUGCUAAGUUUCUUAUAUGAUGCAAAUAUAGAAAGCUGCCUUAAAUAUAUAAUGUUUAAUCGAUAUAUGAGUUGGUAUAUCCACAUUUAAAAAUUAAAAUUCUUCUAGAUUUGUCUUGUUGAAUAGAUUAAGAGGGAGUUAUUGGAAGAUGAAUUUGUAUAGAGUUUGUGAAUUUUAAGAGUUGACUGAUUUAAAACAGUUAUGUGGAUUGCGAAAUUUAUAUAUAUUGACUUUUAGGGGUUAUUGGUUGUUGUAUUUUAAUGGAUUUGAAAAUCCGAACUAAAUCUAGUGUUAUUGGUUCUGUGAUUUUCAAAUUUGUAUUAAAAUCAGGUGUUAUUGGUUAAAAUGAUUCAUAAAUUCUACAUCAAAUCAAGUGUUAUUCAAUCGUACGGAUUUACUAAUAUAUUUGAUUUUAUAAUGGAUUUGAAUGGAUUUGUUUGAAUUUUUUAGUUAAAAAUACAAAAACUCAAAUCCAAGGGAAAACCUCCGGAUUUGCAUAUUUUAUUUGGAUUUAUAAAUACUAUAUGGAUUUCUAAAUCAAUCAAAAUAUAUAAACCAAUAACACAUUUGAUCAUAACUUUUUUUAGAUUGGUAUAGAUUUUCAUGAAUUUGUAUUACUUUUUUCUAUCAUUCUUUUUUGUCAACUGAAUAUAUAAUUUUUUUUAUAAAUCAUAUAGACUGAUUUUUCAUUUUUUUUUUCAAAUUAAAAAAUAAUAAUGAUAGUGAAACAUACAAAAUUGGGUAAUUCUUUUAAAUAGUUUUUUUUUUGUCACCAAAAAGCACUCAAAAAGGAAAAUGAUCAAAAUAAAUCUCAUUAAAAAGGCAAAAGAUUAUUAUUUUACUCAUUGCUUUAUAGUUAUAUAAAUAAUAAAAAUAAAAAAAAGUUUUUUUUUAAUUUCGAAUUAUACAUUUAUAAAUUCGAAAUUUUUAUACCUUUUUAGUAAUUUUCGAUUUUGUUUUUAAUUUUUUGUUAGUUAGAAUUAUAUGUUUUCAAAUUCGAACUUUAAAAAAAAAAUCGAUUUAAAAAAAAUGUUUUUGUAACUAUUUUAAAAAUUGUAUUUUAAUUUUUUUAAUAUUUAUAAAUAUAAUUAUAUAUUAAAAUGUAAAAGUAUAUACAAUUGUAAUGGAUUAUAGUUUUGGAAUAUAAUGCGGAUUUAAAGUGCAAAAGAUAUUUGGUAAGAAAACUAUUUUGUUUUCUAGUUUUUUAUCACAUGGAUACAUAUGAUAUUUUGAAAGUUGAGUCUUAUGAGUAAAAAUGAAUAAAAUCUAUCUUCCAAUAACACUAGAUUUAGUUAGAAUUAGAAAAUCAAUAAUAAUUAAACUUUUUGAAUAACAAGAGAUUUGAAUAGAUUUUAAAAAUUCUUAAACCAAUAACAAUGAAUUUCAUUAAGACUUUUUAAAUCCAAUAACCAAUAAAAAUGAAAUAUCAAAAUUUCUUAAAUUCAUGAAAAUUCACUAACCAAUAAUCUCCCUAAGAAUCUAGAUUUAUUUUGAUCAAAAUGUUAUUGAAAAAACUAAAUUAUUAUAAUAUUAACUUAACAAUAGUGAUAUUUGCAUAAAUAAAUAUUUUUAUUUUUUUAUUCAUGUUAGAAAGUGCAUUGAUUUAGUGAAAAGUCUAUUUUGUUUAAAACUUAUUAAUAUUUUACAUGAGAUAAAUUAAUUUAUUGUAAUAAAAUUUAAUAUAGAGAGCUUUGAUAUUUUAAGGAACUUGAUUUUUAUCAGUAAAAUGUAAAUUCUUUGUAAAAUCUACAUGGGAGGUUUGCAACAGUAACAAUAGUUCAAAAGAUAAGCAUAAGAGCAUCCGCAUCAGCGGUUUAAACUGGAGUUAACACGGUUACCGAGAAAAUAAAAAUAUUAAAAUAAUCCAAUAUGCAUGACUUCGUCUCGCCACGCUCCUUCCGCAUGAACCCGGGUCGUUACUGUUUAGCGGACCCUACGCCAUGUGGUGGCCCGCUAUUGGUCAAUUUUUUUUUA